Molecule: messenger RNA, 7252 nt
Organism: Brassicogethes aeneus
Lineage: Eukaryota; Metazoa; Arthropoda; Insecta; Coleoptera; Nitidulidae
Source: the annotation of a GenBank genome assembly
CGUCAGUCCGCUACGCGCCCGCGAACACACCGUCUCAUUUCUGCGUUCAGUGCAGUGCCAGCGUCCGAAGUUAGCGCGUCUACCGGCUCGUCGAAAUGCCAUCGGAAAAAACCGUUUACCAGCCGAACCCGGCCCUGUCGAAGAUCGCGUACGUCUCCUCCCUCAACCAGUACCAGGAGAUGUACCAGCGGUCCAUCGACAACCCCGAGGACUUCUGGGGCGAGAUCGCCAAGCAGUUCCACUGGGAGACCCCCAUCGACAUCAACAAGUUCUUCAGGUACAACUUCGACGUCACCAAGGGCCCCAUCUUCACCAAGUGGCUGGACGGGGCCACCACCAACAUCUCCUACAACCUACUCGACAGGAACGUCAGGAACGGGAACGGGGACAAAGUGGCCUUUUACUGGGAAGGCAACCACCCGGACGAUUACAGCCGCCUCACCUACAAAAAACUCCUUGAAGAGGUUUGCAGACUAUCGAAUGUCCUUAAAAGUAAAGGAGUGCAAAAAGGCGACCGAGUUGCUGUCUACAUGCCCAUGAUCCUUGAAGCUGUAGUCACAAUUUUGGCGUGCGCAAGGAUAGGAGCCGUACAUUCACUGGUCUUUGCUGGAUUUUCCGCUGACUCAUUCGCAGAAAGAAUCCUGGACUGCGAAGCCAGAGUCCUCAUCACAUCGGACGGCGUAUGGAGGGGGGAGAAGCUUCUUCAACUAAAAAAUAUCUGCGACCAAUCCAUGGCCAGAUGCGCACAAAAAGGGCACAACGUGGAGACAUGCAUUGUCGUGUCCCACCUACAAAGGGUGACGGCUCCAAACGGAACUCAAAUCAAAACAAACAAGACCCCAAUGCAAGAAGGCAGAGACGUCUGGUGGCACGAGGUGGUACCGCAAGCUUCGACAAGCUGCUACCCGGAAUGGAUGCAAGCCGAAGACCCGCUUUUCAUGCUGUACACGAGCGGCUCCACCGGGAAACCCAAAGGGGUUCUUCACACUACCGGAGGGUACCUUUUGUACGCCGCCACCACCUUCAAAUACGUGUUCGAUUACCACCCGAACGACGUCUAUUGGUGCACCGCCGACAUCGGUUGGAUCACCGGACAUACCUACGUGGUCUACGGACCUCUGGCUAAUGCCGCAACUUCAGUAUUGUAUGAAGGUACUCCUUUUUACCCUGACAAUGACAGAUUCUGGGAAGUUGUUUCCAAAUAUAAAGUAUCUCAAUUUUACACUGCCCCUACUGCUAUCAGAGCCCUAAUGAAAUUUGACGAUUCCUUAGUGAAAAAACAUGAUCUUUCAACUUUAAAAGUACUGGGUUCGGUGGGCGAACCCAUCAACCCGGAGGCUUGGUUGUGGUACUACAGGCUGGUGGGACACGAAAAAUGUUCCAUCGUGGACACGUUUUGGCAGACGGAAACGGGGGGACACGUGCUGACCCCCCUUCCGGGCGCGUGUCCGAUGAAACCAGGAGCUGCAUCUUUUCCAUUCUUUGGAGUUCAGCCUGUAUUACUGGACGAGUCCGGUAAAGAGAUUAAAGGCGAAGGCGAAGGUUAUUUGGUAUUUUCGCGACCUUGGCCCGGUCUAAUGAGGACCCUCUACAACAACCACGAUCGAUACGAAUCGACCUAUUUCGCAAAGUUUCCCGGAUAUUAUUGCACUGGAGACGGCGCUCGCAGAGACGCGGACGGCUACCUGUGGGUGACGGGCCGCGUCGACGACAUGCUGAACGUGUCGGGGCACCUCAUGUCCACCGCCGAGGUGGAGUCCGUCCUCACGGAGCACCACGGCGUCGCGGAGGCGGCCGUGGUGGCGCGCCCGCACCCCGUCAAAGGCGAGUGCCUCUACUGCUUCAUCAGCACGACGGACACGGCCCACUUCGACGACAAGCUGCUCAAGGACCUGAAGCAGCUGGUGCGCGAGCGCAUAGGGCCGUUCGCGCAGCCCGACGUCAUCCAGGACGCGCCCGCGCUGCCCAAGACGCGGUCCGGCAAGAUCAUGCGCAGGAUCCUGCGCAAGAUCGCCGUCAACGACAGGGACGUGGGCGACAUCAGCACGUUGGCGGACAGCGCGGUGGUGGAGCAGUUGUUCUCCGCGCGGCCCGCCAACGCCUAAGGCGCGCGGCACUUUUAGACGUAAUUUAGUGAUAGGUUAAUGUGAUUGUAACUAAAUUGAAUAAUGGCACAUUAUCGGGGUUUCCGAAAUUUUCUCUCCAACUAAAAUCAAUUUUAAGUGUGUGGAAAGCUUUAUUCCUUUUUUUUUAAAUUAUAAUCAAAAUAAGUCUAAAAUGUUUUCAAAUUUUCACAAUUACCAAAAUUUUACAAUUUUGGACUUUUCAGUUUUAUUUAUAAAAAAUAAAGCUUUCACACACGUAAAAUGUUUAUUCAGUGUGUGGGUUUCUUUAGACGAAAAUGUUUCGUAAUUUCAAAAAAUUUAUAAAUUUCCAAAAUCUUCUCGCUAAUAAAAAAUCAAUUUGAAGUGUGUGCAAAGCUUUAUUUUUUUUUAAUUAAAAUUAAAAAUAAGCCUAAAAUUAAAUAAUUCACAAUUACCAACAUUUUACAAUUUUUGACUUAUUUUCAGUUUUAUUUAAAAAAAAAUAAAGCUUUCACACACGUAAAAUGUUUAUUUAGUGUGGACGAAAAUGUUUCGUAAUUUCAAAAAAUUUCUAAAUUUCCAAAAUCUUCUCGCUAACAAAAAAUCAAUUUGAAGUGUGUGCAAAGCUUAAUUUUAUUUAUAAUAGCAGUAUAAAAUCAAAUAUUAAUUUUGAAAAUUUGAAUUUGUUUUAAAAUUUAUAACUUAAUUUCAAGCAUAUUAAAAAAAUAAAGGUUUCCACACACUAAAAAUUGAUUUGUAGUUGAAGAGAUAAAGGGUACACGUAACAUAUGUAUACAGUGUGUACUGUGAUAGCUAAACAUCAAUUUUAAGUGUGUGGAACCUUUAUUUCUCCUUUUUUUAAUUUUAAUUGAAAAUAAGUUAAAUUUGUUGUCUAAAAUCUAUACAAAGCUAUUUACACAUUAAAAAUUGAUUUUUAGUUGAGAAACUAAAAGACACCAUACACGAAAAAUUUGUUUGUAGUGUGUGGGUUGCUUUAGACGAAAAUGUUUUGUAAUUUCCAAAAUUUUUCGCCAAAUAAAAAUCAAUAUUAAGUGUGUGGACAUUUAAUAUUUUUUUUAUAAUUUUAAAUGUUUUAAAAUUUUUAAAAAAUCAUUUUAUGUUUCCAAUAUAAUUAAAAAAAUAUUUCUUUACUCAAAAAAUUGAUUUUUAGUUGGCAAGUUGGAGACCAAACCCGUUAAAUUUGUAUAUAGUUCUUCGUAAUUUACAAAAUUUUAUAGAUUUCUAAAAUUUAAAUUAAUUUUUUUUACAAUUUUCAAAAUUUUCGAUGUUUUUGAAAUCUUUAAAAGUUUCCAAAGUUAUUUUAUAAUUUAAGACUUCAAUCAUAAAAAAGGAGUUUCCAAACAAUAAAUUGAUUUUUUAGUUGGAGAGCUAAAGAAGACCAUACACGUACAAUUUAGACAAAAUUGUUUUGUAAUCUCCAAAAUUUUCUUAAAAAAAUCAAUUUUAAGUGUGUGGAAAGCUUUAUUUCUUUUUUUAAUUAUAAUUAAAAAUAAGUUAAAAUUUUCGAGUUUUUUUAAAUUUACAAACAUUUUCAAAACCUUUUAAAUUUUACAAAAUUGUUUUCAGUUAAAUUUCAAAAAACAAAGCUUUUUACACACGUAAAAUGUUUAUGUAGUGUUUAUUAUUUUAACAGUGUUAAAAUGUAUUAUUAUUACACCCAACACAUUUCAAAACUUUUUCUUAUUUUAUAAUUUUGACUAACCCCAUAUAGAAUCUAUGGUGUAAGUAAGCAGGGGCGCCCCUAAAAAUAUUUAUUACCAAAAGUAGUAAUUUAAAGGUGUGGCGUUACUGUUCGCUCUAUUCUACUACGUGCAACGCUGCUCUAAAUUAAUAUUUUUAGAAAAUGUACUCAAAAAAUGUAACGUAAAAGAUUAUAAUAUGAAAAACGUAACAUUAGAGAUAUUUUUAAAAAGCACAUAUAAUUUAUUAUUAUUACUUCUUUAAAUUUUAAGCAAUAUGACAAAUUUUAUUUUAUUGUUUGAGAAAUAGGUUAUGUUGAUGUAGUAUAUUUUAAAUAAUUUAUACCUUGUUAUAUAUUUGGCUGAUGAUCUUGAUGUUGUACCCUAUAAACUAUUUACAAUGUAUACCAAAUAAUAAAUAUAUUUAUUUUUUAUUGAAAGUUUUUGCACAUAAAUAAUGGAAGACUGCAUAAAUUGAAAAAGCCUUCAUGUUAUACAUAUCAUUCCAUUAUUGAAAAUCCAUUUUUUUUGUACAAAUGUAUGUAUAUUAUAAUUUUAAGCAAAUAAAAUCGUUGAUGUUACAACAGGGAUUGUUUUAAUGAUAGGAAUAAUAAAACCCACUUUUAAAUAUUAAUUUAUUUCUUAUAUAACGCAUCUAAGAGUUUCUAGACAAACUCCGCAGUUAAUUAUAAAUAAAUAAUACAUAAAUAAAAAUAUAUAUUAAUUUAACUAGAAAAUAACAUUCAACAGUUAACAAUAAGUAACAUGACUAUGACAAAUUGGCACCUUGAGAAUAUUGAAAUCUUCAACGUGUGGAAACUCGAGAAAAAGUGACUUGUGCGUCUAUAAUAACUUAUAUUCGUUUUAAAUUAUUGUAUUUUAUAUAUUUAAUACUGUUUUUAAGGUGUCUAAAAUAAAUCGCGCGAUUAUUUUACAAAACACUGCUCCUUGGAAGUCCUGAUUUUACUACACUGGAUUUUUUCUUUAAUAGUGCAAUUUAUUCUUAAACAAGUAUGUACAUUAUACUGGGCCAAAAAAAUCGACUAUUUUUUUUGUUAAGUACAUCGAAAAUAUUGUUUGGGGUGACAAAAAAAAAUAUGGUGAAAGUUUGAGUCCAUAAUUUCAAUAUUAAGAGGACUAUCAUCGCAAUUUUAGAUUUUUUUUCCGGAGCGAGUUUUAGUCUCAGAACUCCCAAACCAUUGAGUUUAACAAAAUUGACAAGAAUAUUUUUUGAAGAAAAUUGAAUGCUCUACAAAAAAGGUUUGAUUGAAAUUUCUCCGUCUGAUGAACCGUUUUCUUACAAUCAUGCCUUAAAAAUUGGUAUAGUUUUACAAUUUGAUCUUUUAACUUUGGAAUUUUGUAAUUCAUGUAAAAAUCAGUACCCGGAAAAAACCGAUAAGAAAUUCUUAUGGAAAAUCAAAUGCUACAAAAAAAGUCUUCUAACAUUUUUGGCUAAAUUCACUCCAUUAUAUCACGAGAACUAUGAAUUUAAUCGGUUAAACUAGGCUCAGUAGUUUUUUGUUUGGUUUUUGUUGGAAAAUGUUGAAUGCAAAAUAUUUUAAUAAAAUCACGAGACCGCGUAGCGGUCGAGGGUUUUAUUUUUAAUUAUUUUGCAUGAAACUAUUUUCCAAAAAGAAAAAUCAAAUAAAAAACUUACUGAGCAUAGUUUGACAGAUUAAAUUUAUAGGUUGAGUGAUAUACGUCUAGAUUAUUUUUCGAAUUAAAGGAAACUAUUUGACAAUUCAUAAAAUCUGACGUAUGUGUCAAAAUUUAUAAAUAUUUUUUAAAAGAAAAUUCCAUUAAUUUAAGGUAUGUAAUAAGUAAUAAUUGAUAUUUCGUAAACUAGAUAACUUAUUUUUAAUUGUUUUUUAAAAAAUGUUUGUUAAAACUUGUAAAUAACACCAUAAAAUCGUAAACAAAAAUCCAAUAUGGAGGCUAAAAUUUAAUCGCUGUUAAAUAGUUCUAGUGAUUUAAUCGCUUAUUUAAACGAAAUUUAUUCGAAAAUUCAAGGCUUUUGAUUGGUUCAUAUUAUAAUGAGGGAAAUAAUCAUAUAUUAUAUCACAAGAACUAUGAAUUUAAUCGGUUAAACUAGGCUCAGUAGUUUUUUGUUUGGUUUUUGUUGGAAAAUGUUGAAUGUAAAAUAAUUUAAUAAAAUCACGAGACCGCGUAGCGGUCGAGGGGUUUUAUUUUUAAUUAUUUUGCAUGAAACUAUUUUCCAAAAAGAAAAAUCAAAUAAAAAACUUACUGAGCAUAGUUUGACAGAUUAAAUUUAUAGGUUGAGUGAUAUACGUCUAGAUUAUUUCUAGAUUAUUUCUAUUCCAUUAAUUUAAGGUACCUAUGUAAUAAGUAAUAAUUAAUAUUUCGUAAACUAGAUAACUUAUUUUUUAUUGUUUUUUAAAAAAUGUUUGUUAAAACUUGUAAAUAACACCAUAAAAUCGUAAACAAAAAUCCAAUGGAGGCUAAAAUUUAAUCGCUGUUAAAUAGUUCUAGUGAUUUAAUCGCUUAUUUAAACGAAAUUUAUUCGAAAAUUCAAGGCUUUUGAUUGGUUCAUAUUAUAAUGAGGGAAAUAAUCAAGGUUAAAUUUGAAGUCAAAACGAAAUUAUUGUUUUUUCCGAUAUAGAUUUUUUUUUGGGUCAGUUAAAAACUUGGAUUCUAUUAUCGAUGAUAAUCUUUAUGUUACUGAAAAUUAAAAAAAAAAUAACACAUAAUUUUUUCGCUUUAAGAAGCUAUUUUCUUUAGAAAAUAUCAUUUUCACUGUUACCUAUUUAAUCGUUUAAAUAAUAACAAUCAUCUGACGGAAAAUUUCAUUUUAACCUUUUCUUAAAAAAAUAUUUAGUCAAUUUAGUUAAACUCAAUGGCUUGGGAGUUCUGAGACAAAAACUUGCUGAGGAAAAAAAUUUAAAAUUGCAAUGAUAGACCUCUUAAUGUUAAUAUUAUGGACUCAAACUUUCACAAUAAUUUCUUUUGCUACCCCAUAUACUUUUCAAAAAAAAUAGUUGAUUUUUUUGUACAUUGUACAUUAAAAAAAUAACACUAGUAACUUAUGAGUAGAACUGGUCAUAUAACAUUAACAAAUGUUUUUGUAAAAAAAAACUAAUUUAUUAUUUAUGCUUCUAUUAAACUUACUUAGUGAUUUGUCUUUAAAAACUACAAUAUAUUCGUUAUUUAACAUAUUUUAUUUUCUUUGGUUUCCAUACGUUGAUUGGCAUGUUGUGUGGUUAAUUAAUUACACUGGGCAACAGUAAAUUUGCUACUUUAUUAAAAUACGCGCCGUUAGUGUAUGUAUUUGUUAAAUAAAUAGUCAAAAAGUAUUUUUUGCCCAGUACAACCUAAGUAUCAUUAAAAACGUCCUAAGUCUGUGCGGAUCCGUAGGUACCAGGUGGAGGUCGAUAUUUUUUAGGUAACGAAUGCAACUGUCGGGAGUUAAAAGCGUAUUUGCGCACGUUUAUGUUUUUUAAGGUGUUUUCC